Malassezia vespertilionis is the source of this 1011-nucleotide messenger RNA. RefSeq names its product Chitin synthase, class 7 (gene CHS7). The transcript has 2 exons. Gene Ontology annotation, biological process: protein folding. The record is from RefSeq and is a predicted model, not a curated record. The coding region runs from base 1 to 1011 and encodes 336 amino acids. NCBI's taxonomy places the organism in Eukaryota, Fungi, Basidiomycota, Malasseziomycetes, Malasseziales, Malasseziaceae. Gene Ontology annotation, cellular component: endoplasmic reticulum membrane.
AUGACCUUCUCAUUCGGUGAUUACAAUGGCACAUGCACGUCCAUUGCAUUGGUAUCAUGCCCACUGCUAGGAUCCGAUUUGGGUAUCGUCCCUCAAUGCUACUCGCGCAACAUUGACAUAAACAAUACGAUCAUUUUCCAGCCAGCUACUUGCAUUAUUCAUAUUGCCGCUGUUAUUAUGACCGUUAUUAUGGUAUACCACGUCCACUGCAAAUACACUGCUGUCGGUCGCAAGGAGAUCGUUUUGUUCUUCUACCUCUACGGUCUUUCGGAGCUCAUUGUCCUAUUCCUUGACUCUGCGGUGAUUCCGACACACACAGGUGCUUACCUCUGGUUCACUGCGAUCUAUGUUGGCUUAAAAUCAUGCAUAUUCUGGUGUCUUAUGCUGAAUGGUUUUGUUGGGUUUCAGUUUGCGGAGGACGGUACGUCGCUCUCUGUGUGGACCUUGCGCAUCACUACACUCGUCAUCUGGGCUAUUAGUUUCGGCGUGUCAGCAUGGACAUUCACAGAUCGGACCAAGGGCGCAAGCCAAGCCGGUCUUUGGUUCUUUGAAUUUGUGUUCCCACUGGUCAUGGUUGUGAUUUACAUUGUCUCCCAGGUGAUUCUCGUGCUGCGCACCUUGGAUGAGCUUUGGCCGAUCAACGAUAUUGUGUUCGGCACACUCGCAUUUACCGCUGGUCUUAUUCUUAUGUAUGGCUUCAGUGUUCAGAUCUGCGAAAAUGUGAAGCACUAUAUUGACGGCACAUUCUUCGGUACUCUCUGCACCCUUUUCGCCGUGAUGAUGGUGUACAAAUACUGGGAUUCAAUUACAAAGGAAGAUCUUGAAUUCAGCGUUGGCUCGAAACACAAUGCUUGGGAAAACAAGGAGCUCGUGCACGAUUUUGACGGGUCUAAUCACUCGCACGACGGCCCUGGCCGCACCUCUGUGUCAGGGCGCACGUUUAGCAACUUUGGCCCGCCUUCGCCGACGAACGGCAUCACCAAAGUGGACCCGAGCCGGCCUCAACUCUAG